Peromyscus eremicus (cactus mouse) is the source of this 4497-nucleotide messenger RNA. RefSeq names its product mutS homolog 4 (gene Msh4). Gene Ontology annotation, biological process: reciprocal meiotic recombination; mismatch repair. NCBI's taxonomy places the organism in Eukaryota, Metazoa, Chordata, Mammalia, Rodentia, Cricetidae. Gene Ontology annotation, cellular component: nucleus. Gene Ontology annotation, molecular function: mismatched DNA binding; ATP-dependent DNA damage sensor activity; ATP binding. The coding region runs from base 25 to 2754 and encodes 909 amino acids. The transcript has 20 exons. The record is from RefSeq and is a predicted model, not a curated record.
CCUCGCGUCGCAGAGGCCUGAGGGAUGCUGAGGCAGGCGGCCUCCUCAGCCUGGAGCUCCCCACGCGGGACCCCGCGCGGACAUCCCUCGGCCCCGGCCUCCGCGUCCCGGCCCAGCACGGAAGGCGCCGCGGCCGACAGGAGCAGCAGCAGCAGCAGCAGCAGCAGCCCCGUGCGGCCUGCGCCAGGUUCAUCAUUUGGAAACAAAAGAUCUUAUGCAAAACACACAGUUGCAUCCAAUUUUCCUAUUGGUACAACAAGCUCAUCUUCUGCACGAGAUGCCAAUUAUCCACAAAUAUUUAGAACUCCGUUAUCUGCUGGAAAUCCCCAGAGAUCAGGCUAUAAAAGUUGGACACCUCAAGUAGGAUAUUCAGCCACAUCUUCUGCAGUGUCUGCUCACGCCCCGUCCGUCAUUGUCGCUGUGGUGGAAGGAAGAGGGCUGGCCAGGGGUGAGAUAGGAAUGGCAAGCAUUGAUUUAAAAAGCCCACAGAUUGUAUUGUCACAGUUUGCAGACAACACAACAUAUGCAAAGGUGAUCACUAAACUCAAAGUUUUAUCACCUUUGGAAAUAAUAAUGUCAAAUACUGCUUGUGUUGUGGGAAAUUCAACCAAAUUGUUUACUCUGGUCACAGAAAAUUUCAAGAACGUUAAUUUCACUACAGUCCAAAGGAAAUACUUCAAUGAAACAAAGGGCUUAGAGUACAUUGAACAGUUAUGCAUAGCCGAGUUCAGCUCUGUCCUAAUGGAAGUUCAAUCCAGGUAUUACUGCCUUGCAGCUGCUGCAGCCUUGUUAAAAUAUGUCGAAUUCAUUCAAAAUUCAGUUUAUGCACCAAAAUCGCUGAAGAUUUAUUUCCAAGGUAGUGAACAGACAGCCAUGAUAGAUUCAUCAUCAGCCCAGAACCUUGAGUUGCUCAUCAAUAACCAGGACUACAGGAAUAAUCACACUCUUUUUGGUGUUUUAAAUUACACUAAGACUGCGGGAGGGAGCAGAAGGCUGCGCUCUAACAUACUGGAGCCCCUGGUUGAUGUGGAAACUAUCAACAUGAGGCUGGACUGUGUCCAGGAGCUGCUUCAGGACGAGGAGCUCUUCUUUGGACUCCAGUCGGUCAUAUCAAGAUUCCUGGAUACGGAGCAGCUGCUUUCUGUUUUAGUUCAAAUCCCAAAGCAAGACACGGUUAAUGCAGCUGAAUCAAAGAUAACAAAUUUGAUCUACCUGAAGCAUACUUUGGAACUUGUGGAUCCUUUAAAGGGCACCUUGAAGAACUGUAGCACACCUUUGCUAAGAGCUUACUACGGCUCCUUGGAAGACAAGAGGUUUGGACUAAUACUUGAAAAGAUUAAAACUGUGAUAAACGAUGAUGCAAGGUACAUGAAAGGCUGCCUGAACAUGCGCACUCAAAAGUGCUAUGCAGUACGCUCGAACAUCAGUGAAUUCCUAGACAUAGCUAGGAGGACAUAUACAGAGAUAGUGGAUGACAUAGCAGGAAUGAUAUCACAGCUUUCGGAGAAGUACAGUCUUCCAUUACGGACCAGCUUCAGCUCUUCGAGGGGCUUUUUCAUCCAGAUGACUACAGACUGUGCCGCGCUCUCCAGUGACCAGCUUCCCCCAGAGUUUAUCAAGAUUUCUAAAGUGAAAAACUCAUAUAGCUUUACAUCAGCAGAUUUAAUUAAAAUGAAUGAAAGAUGCCAGGAGUCUUUGCGAGAAAUCUAUCACAUGACUUACAUGAUAGUGUGCAAGCUGCUUAGUGAGAUUUAUGAGUACAUUCAUUGCUUAUACAAGCUCUCUGACACUGUGUCAAUGCUGGAUAUGCUGCUGUCUUUUGCUCAUGCCUGUACCCUUUCUGACUAUGUUCGACCAGAGUUUACUGACACUUUAGCAAUCAAACAAGGAUGGCAUCCCAUUCUUGAAAAAAUAUCUGCAGAGAAACCUGUUGCAAACAAUACAUAUAUUACAGAAGGGAGUAAUGUUCUGAUCAUAACUGGACCGAAUAUGAGUGGAAAAUCCACGUAUUUAAAACAGAUUGCACUUUGUCAGAUCAUGGCCCAGAUUGGUUCUUAUGUUCCAGCAGAAUAUGCCUCCUUUAGGAUUGCUGAGCAGAUUUUCACAAGAAUCAGUACUGACGAUGAUAUUGAAACAAAUUCAUCGACAUUUAUGAAAGAGAUGAAAGAGAUAGCAUAUAUUCUGCAUAAUGCUAAUGACAAGUCACUCAUAUUAAUUGAUGAGCUUGGUAGAGGCACUAAUACAGAAGAAGGCAUUGGAAUUUCUUACGCUGUCUGUGAGCAUCUGCUGAGCAUAAAGGCAUUUACACUCUUCACGACCCAUUUCCUGGAACUAUGCUCCAUAGAUGCCCUGUAUCUUAAUGUAGAAAACAUGCAUUUUGAAGUUCAACAUGUAAAGAAUACCUCAAGAAAUAAAGAUGCAAUUUUGUAUACUUACAAACUUUCCAGGGGACUCACAGAAGAAAAAAACUAUGGUUUAAAAGCUGCAGAGGCCUCCUCACUUCCACCAUCGAUUGUCUUGGAUGCCAGAGAGAUCACAACACAAAUCACAAGGCAAAUUUUGCAAAGUCAAAGGAGUUCCCCUGAGAUGGAUAGGUGGAGAGUUGUGUACCAUCUUGCCACAAGGCUUGUCCAGGCCGCCCGAAACUCUCAGCUGGAACCAGACAAACUACGGACAUACCUGAGUAAUCUCAAGAAGAAGUACGAAGACGACUUUCCCAGGGCUGCAGACCUUCCAGAGAGGACUGAGGAAUAAGAGCUCACAGCUUAUUCACUAACUGUGGCUCAGUUGCUUAGUUUUAGAUUUUAAUUGAAAAUUACAGUAUAUUAACUUCAGAAUUUUUACCUUUGCGUUCUAGAUGGAGAAUAGUCAUUAGAAUAACUUUAAAAGUGACAACCCUUGAAAGAAAAGAUUUUCGGUUUUUGAUUUUAUUUACUUCCUUUUUUUUUUUUUUUUUUGUCUUGUUUUGAUUUGUUUUUCAAGACAGUGCUUCUCUAUGUAGUCCUGGCUGUCCUGGAAUGCACUCUGUAGAUCACUGACCUUGGACUCAGAGAUCCUCCUGCCUCUGCCUCUUGAGUGCUGGGAUUAAAGGCGUAUGCCACCAACACCAGGAGAAAGAAAAGUUUUUGUUAGAAAAAAAUGUACAGUAGUCUUCAUUUGUGAAGUCAGGUUAAGUUUGUACUUCCCCAUAUUACAAGUUACAGUUCAGAAUAUUGACAGAAAUGUUUUAGCUUUAAAAAUAACCUUUUUAGGUUUGAAAAGCUACUUUUAAACAUUUAUAUUCUGUUCUAACAUAAUGCUCUAUGACUCAAUCACAUCUUAGCCAGGUAUCUGACACUAAAUGAUUCUGAAGUUCAUUAGAACGAUGAUGGGAACUAGUCUUUGACAGUCACUAGACAUCAGUGUAGUCCUAAAGGUGAAAAUAAAGACCUUAUAAUGCAGUGAGUGAUACUGGAAAGGGUUGUUGACAGCCUGCUUCUAACGCUCAGGAGUCUGUGUUCUGCUUGCUGGCUCGUUCCUCUUUCUGCUUUUCAUUCUGGCUGCCUGUUUUACAUAAAGGCAACAGAGAGACAGCACUGAUCUGUCUCCCUUGUGUAUUCCCAGGGUACUAGCAAGAUGGUUCAUUAGGCAAAGGCACUUGCUGCCAACCCUGAAAACCUGGAACCCAUGUGGUGAAGGAGAGAAUCGAUUCCCUCCAGUUGUCCUCCGACCUCCACAUACACACUAUGGUUUACAUGCCUGUGUGCAUAUACACACAACAAAUGUAAAGAAUUAUUAUUAUUUUUAAUAUCAAUACAAUCCAUGUGAUAUAUGAGUACAGUACUGAGGAAACAACAAGAAGAAUGUACACACUCAAAUGACACCUUUAAUAUAACAGUGUCCUCACUACCACAUCAGAGUUUACCAAAAGGUCAUUGUUUUGUAAAAGAGCAAAAGAAAGCAGUCAUUUAUUUCUUCACUGGAAAGUGCUCCUCUCUUCUUCAACAUCUCAUUUUACAGUUCCAUCUCGGUGGGUGACUUGCUCAUAAAGUCAUAAUUUAUAGAUCUGCCCUGUAGACUUUUGUUUCCUUGAACGGCUAAGUGCCUGGAACUCAGGUGAACCAAACCAUUUAUUUAGUAGUUGAAAUAUUUGUAGAAAUUUGACCAACAGAAUUAUUCACAGACUGUUUAUGCUGUAGUUUCUUUGUUUAUGUGUAUGUGCUUGUUUCUGUAUGAGUAUGUGCCACAUGUAUGUGGCCUCUGCAGAGGCCAAAAGAGGGCAUGGGAUCCCCUUGAACUGGAGUUAGCAGGUGUUGUGGGUGCUAGCAAUCUAACACAGGUCCUCUGGAAUAGCAAGAAGCAUUCUUAACAGCUGAGCAUCUUUCCAGUGUUCCCAUGUUUUUUUAAUAUGUGGAUAUUUUACAGUAUUUAUUGGUUAUAUAUAUUGACUUCAUUAAGCUUGGUUUGGUAUUCCAACAUUAAUAGCCAACUAUAUUAAAGAAGUCAUAAUUCAAAUGA